Molecule: messenger RNA, 960 nt
Organism: Drepanopeziza brunnea f. sp. 'multigermtubi' MB_m1
Lineage: Eukaryota; Fungi; Ascomycota; Leotiomycetes; Helotiales; Drepanopezizaceae
Source: RefSeq, a predicted model, not a curated record
AUGGCUCCUGAUCCCCCGAAACACCCGCAAGUCUUUAGAACUGUUGCUGAGAGAAUCAAGGUAAUUCAGCUCAUUGAAAAAUACGUUCAGAGUGAGCCAAAGAUGGACCUCUAUGCGCUGGUGCCGGAGGCAACGAGGAGAAUUCCUCCGAAGUGGACAAGGAUGCUCGAUGGGAAAUCAAAUUACUAUUCCUAUGGUAACCGGUGCAACGUGCUAGAAAUCAACCCCAACACACCCCUCCAGGAUUCCAAACUGUCAAAAUACGUCGGGGACGUCGCUCCAAGAUGGGUCGAGGCGAAAUACCUCUGGAAGUUCUUCGAGCUUGCCACCUUCUACCACGGAGGAAUAGACGAGGAGUACAUCUGGAAGGCGCUACCUGGUAUCCUCCAGGGGCAACGAGAGAAUGAUGAGGCGCAAAAGAUAGUCCGACAUCUAGCGCGUCUUGAUAAUCAUAUGUACACCCGAAUGAUCCGCGACUCGAUCAAGCCAAUUACCUUACAUUUUCUUCGGAACGGACUCUGGGCCACCUUCGAUAACGAGGGCCGACUUCCACCAUUCUUCGAGCAGGAAGACAGACUCCGCUACUUCCGUUAUUGUCUAUACCAAGAGCCGUGGAUGGUAGCCUGGUGGCUGAUGAAAUGCGUUCCGAACAUGCUGAGACUCUCUUUCCUGUACCAAGCCGAAGAGAUCACCACCAACCCCUUCCUGAAGAACUUGCAAUCUUGUCUCCUCAAGGUCUUCGAGGAUCGCUUCCUCUUGCUAGUCGAUGCGACCUACCUGUACCAAAUCGACCAGGAAAUAACGAAGGAAAAGCCGAAAUGGGACGAGGGCAAGAAAGAGAUUCAACAGAUCAUGAAGAGCUUGUCCACCCACCCUACAUUGUCUAAGAUCACCCCGGAUUUACUCGACCUGCCCAUCCAUUCCGACUUGCACUUGCAUGGCAGCACGUCUUGGCGCUGA